UCAAAAUGGCGGUGGAACGUUUGUUGUGUUUUAUAUUUUGUAAUUAUCACUUUAUAUGACCGGAACGUCGUCUUUGUUGUGUGCUGUCACGAUGUUUAAAUUAUGCUUUUAUGUUAUUUACACGCAAAUUUAUUGUGUAGUCGAAAAUGUAUUUUAAAACUUCAGCAAAUUUAGAUUUGCCGUUAAAUUAGUUAAACAAAUGGGUGGAUAUGAACAUAAACGAUAAAUAGAAGAUUAUGUUUUAUGUAGACUACUCAUUUUUAAAAUUUUUUUGAAUUAAACUCUCAAAGAUUAGAUAAUGUUAAUAUAAUGGUGUUGCAAGGUACGAAGGUGUGUCGUUCUUGAAAUGGCAAUAUCUGUCAAUGGUAUUGACAGCUUUAGAUGUGUACCGAACAUCAUGGAAAACAAGGCAUUUGAAACCAAUGCUUCUUUUCCAUCACACCAUAUUGAUGUACACCAUGGACCAAUCGAAAAGGAGGCAAGUUUGCCAUUGAAUGAAGUUAAUCGUUUUGAAAAUUAUUUUCCCCUUAAUAACCACAACCAUGAUAAAGAUAGCGUUACUUUCCAAGUUCUUCAAAAUAUGGUGCCUGAAGGUAACGACGAAUCAAACUUAACAGACACACAGUGUAAUUCAAACGAAAAUUUUAACGCUGAUGGAUGUGUGAAAUUAGCAUUUCCGAUGACAUCUGCUUUUUCAUAUUACUUUUCUCAGUUAUCGGAGGAAAGUGAAGGUGCUUCCCCAAUGCAUCACGAACUGUUCGAGAAAGAGCCGGUUUUCCCUAUGCGUGAAGCAAACCACUAUGAGUAUUUCAACUUGAAUCACCAUCAGCAUGAAGACAGUGCAACAUUACAAGUUUUACAAAACAUGGUCGGUGCAGAGAACGGAGAGCCUACGUUUGUCUCGCCAGAUCCCAACGGGUGCCACCCGAGCAACGUGGUCGAUAUGAGUGUUGCUGGCCACGAAAUUGAAGCAGUGCAGAGAAACUAUUUCAAGUGCGAGAUAUGCAACAUUUUGUAUUCGGAUGAGAUUAGCUUGAAAGAACAUUGUAAGCAGUCUCACCGUGCCAAGCGUUCGAAGAAGAAGCCAAAGGAAAAUGGCGGGGAGAACAAGUUAGGUUCUCACUGUCCAUUGUGCAGCAAAUAUUUCACUUAUCGGUUCAACUUGAAGCGUCAUAUGAAACUUCACACGGGCGCUCCAUUUGUAUGUGAAAAAUGUAGCAAGAGUUUCAUGAUCCUUACGGAUUUCAAGAAGCACCAGAAAGUCCCUUGUAUGCAGGAGAACCAAUCUGCUAGUCUUGCUUGUUCUACAUGAGCACUGAAGUAGGUAUUGUACACAUGUGCACAUACAAGUUUUUUUUUUAAUGAGUACAACUGCUUAGCAUUGUGAAUGGAAAUUGUAUAAAGUAUGUGAAAUCCAAGUCAACUUAUCAGGCUCAUUUAUGUCAGUGUAAAGUAGGCCUACAGUAAAUCAACUCAUUUUUUCUGCUAAUAAGUAGACUACAGAUAAAUUCACACAACUAGCUUUGAUGGGGUUAUGGUGAGUCAUUGUGUAUGUCAUUUUAUUUUUUUUUUCAGACAUACAAAACCUCUAAAUAAUGAAAUAAUGAUACAACAAAUUAAAACAUGAUUAAGAUUGAUUGUUUCUGACUAAGGGAUAAGGUGAAAUAAGAAUUUAGACUCAAAAACCGUCUGUAUCAUCACAAAAUUCUCUUAAACAUUCCAUCUGCUCGGAAUGUAAUAUGUUACCUGAUUUUUAACACCUUAACUAAAAUUAUAGCUACUUACCUUUAAUGAGGUAUUUUUUUUAACAUAUGACAAGGCUUGGAAGUUUUUGUAGUCUUACUAUUUUUAAAGUAUAGUUAUUUAAAUAUUUUAAAUAAAUAUUAUUUACAGAAUUUGGAAAAUAAUAAACUUGGCCACUAUUAUUCAUGCAGGAUUAGUAGUGUUGCCUGGGGCAAAUCAGUCCCAAAUUGAAGGUAGAAUCUUCAAAGGAGCAUUUCGAGACACUGUAUUCAGCACACUCCUGCAGUUAAGUGCUGUGAGCGGUUUUGUCAUAGGAGUUUGUUUACUUUUGGGUCAAUAGAACUUUAUGUUUAUAGAGCAGGAGUUCCCAAAUUUCGUCAGUUCGCUGCAAAUAUACAGGUUUUAGUAUUUUGUCGCGGCGCCCUAUCUUGUCGAAAUAUGUGUACAAUGACCAGAAAGAUAAUAAAAGUUUUUUUUAUGACAGUAGUCACAGAAAUGAAAACGGCCACAAUCCGAGGCUCACAUAGGUGUGUGUGUAUGUAUAUAUAUAUAUAUAUAUAUAUAUAUAUAUAUAUAUAUAUAUAUAUAUAUAUAUAUAUAUAUAUAUAUAUAUAUAUAUAUUAUAAUUGACACACAAGAAUAUAUUAUUAUACUAAACAAUUCAGUUUCAAGUUAAUCAAUGUGACGUGUGAGCUUGGUGAUCUCAUUUCCAAGUACAUCGUGAGCGUGAGUACAGCGCACUCAAUUUUAAUUGUUAAUUGUGAAUAUAAGUAAGUUAAGUUUCCGGAGAACAGAGGGGAGGAGCGCCUCGCGGUGCCCCUGUUUGCUCUGCUCUGCACGGCACGGCACGGCACGGCACACACUUUGGGAACCUCUGCACUACAGUGUUCAUGAGUUCAUAUUCUUCUGUGUGCAUGUGAAACCAAGAAGAAUGUUUUGCUUUCUACUCUGCUUGAUGCACCAAACACAGCUACACUUGUCAAUGUGUAUGGGUUAUGUAGCUGUCUCAUUCUCGAUGGAGGGUUCUGACAUGUCUGGCUGGCCAGAUGUUUUGAAUGAGAUGAGGUGGUCGCACAGCGGUAGUAAAACUCGGGGCGGCGGGACCUACUCGGGAUUUAACCCAGAUCCUCUUGUUUAAUGGUGAUUUGUCUGACCAAUACACCACAGCAGUACAUAGUUUGGAAAAUGAUUGCAUGAACCAUUAAAAAAAUUAAUUCCUGUGAAUGAUCUGGUAUAAUUAGAAAGGAAGUAGCAUCAGUGGUGGUAGAUGUCUGACAUUGUAAGAUUAUGUUUAUCUUGGACAAGAUAGAGCCUGUAUUUUAUGAGCAGGGUGAUGAUACCUUUUGCUAGUUGAGACUUGGGGUGUAGUCAAGGGGGAGUUUAUCUUGAUACAUUCCUCCCUGAAAUUCUGCAAAAGAGGUAUGUGUGCUUUUGCAGGUCUGUCAGAUUAGAUGACGAUUGGUUUUAAUCAACAUUAAGGGCAACUAUAAAUCUUUAGCAGACAAUGCCCGAAAUUUGAGUGGAUGGGACACAUUUUUACCAAGCAAAGCUGUGGUAACCACAGCGAAAAGUAAUAAUUAUAGUUGGUGCUUGAAUACCUACUGGCUAAAAAUGGGAUGCUUUAUAUCACCCGAGCGCACUGCGUAGGAAUUCAUCAGCUACAUGGUCCACAGUAAAUUGCGGGUUAAACCAUCAUUGUCCUUUAAGCAGAAGGUCUUUAAUUUUUUUUAUGGAACGUAGGCCAGAUUGUUCUUUGUAUUUUUUAUUAUUUAAAAUUUAUUCCAUAUGACAAUUGUAUGUAUGUGAAAGUGAUAUUGUCAUUAUUAAAUAUAGACGGCCUAUAAUUUUAUUCUUUUAAUUGUUUAUUCACUUUGGUUCACUCAUUAAAAUAGAAGCCAUUUGCAUUUGCAAUAUUCGAUACCAUAUUCUUUAAGUACCAUUUGGACAGUAUUUUAAUAUUAAGCCUAGUGACUAUAACAUGAUCAGUUUAUUUUGUUGGUUGUGUUCUUUGACUGUCUUGCCUUAAAACUUAGAUUGUAGAUUCAAAUUUUAAUCCACAGUUCUUUUUAAUUAUGUGUUCAUACCGAACCGAAAUUAUGAAAACAGAUAUGUUCAUUUGCUGACUCAGUAUUUUGUAAUGUUAUAGGCAGAUGUCUCCUGUGGAAGGGUAAUCUAGUUCAUGCAAGAUUUUUUUUUUUUUUUUUUUUUUUUUUUUUUUUUGCGGUUUAUUAAUGUUUUUGGCCUUAACAACAAUGAGUUGCAUAGGUCUGUCUAAUAUGCAAUAGUUAUUUUAGUUAUUUAACUUAAUACUAGAAUAGUUUAGUGGAACAAUUUUCCCAAGUUACACUUUCACAGAAAAGCACACAUAAAUUUUAUCAACACUUUUAUACAAACAGAACCAAAUAAAAUAUACAUUUUGUCUUUUUUUCCCACCUAAUCACUUAACAUUUGAGAGUAGGGUAGGGCCAAUGUUACCCUCUUCCAGCUGAUAGGAACCAAAAAAUGUUGUUGAAACAUUACCUACCAAUCAGCAGAACAGAAAUUAGUGUAUAAUGUAUGUCCACCAAUCUUAAAGUGGGUAUGUAAAUUUAUCCGGGUAGUAAAAAAAAAAAAUUCUGGAAAAAUAUGUGGUUGCAUUCCUGCUCACUAGUCUCCCAUUAAGGUUAUCUUGCUUUUUUUUUUUUUUUGUUCCUGGUGGGAUCAUGCCUGGAUUCUUUACAAAUGGAAGAUGGCAGAUGUUGCCGUGGAUUUUCCGGGGGUCUUCCGUUUUCCCUUAUACAUUUAUUUUGUUGAAGCCAAUGACUUAAAUUCUAGUAGGCCUAUAUAUAAUUACUGUGCAUUUUACGUAAUUAGUACAGAAAAUUCCCAAUUCAUUAUAGAAUUAAAAUAAUGCCAUUACAUGUCUGUAUUUUACCUGCUGUGUAAAGUUUUGUUUAUGUCAGUGAAAAGCAGAUACACAGAAUUAUGUGAGUAAUAGAGCAUAUAAAAAAUGCACUUGGUUAUAGAAUGGAUUUAUUAAUUUGCUUGCAAGUUUUUUUUAAUGUUGUGUACAAUGCCAAAAUUGUAGGAAGCAGUAUUUUCUCCUUUAUUGCAACUUCUGCAAUAACGAUUGUGAAUGUCUGAAAGAUUUUUAUCAACCUUAUCCCAUAGCACCUAGACGUAACGGAUUUUGCAACGUUAUGUUACUAAUGUUCAGAGAACAGGAAAGUUGUAGUCAAAUUAUAUUUAGCAGAAACAAUGAUUUGUUGCCAUGAAAUUUAAAAAGCAAUUUUUUCUAUAUGUCAUUUUAUUUUAGGGGGAAAAAAAAUAGGUUUCAUGCAGUUCAAUCUAUGUUUGUAAAAUAUUGAAAAAUUUACAAAGCUUUUAAUUGUUAUUCAUGAAAGUGGGAUCCUUAAAAAAUUCUCCAAAAAUUGGAAGAGUCAGUUUCCACAUUUACCACAAUUUUAUCCAAACAGUGCUCCCCCUCCCAAAUAAAAAUCUGUUUAGGCUCAUAUUUUAGAAUUAUUUCCUUAAAAUUUUCAUGUGUGUUGAAAAGUUGAUAUGGAUUGGGAGACAUAGUAGUUACAAUUUCAACAAUAAAACUGUUUGCAACAUAUCAUUAAUCUCUUGAAAUGGUAGUUACGGACCUUUGGGGUGUAAAUAUGUCACUGUCAUGCUAAUGCUAUGCAUGUGUAAGAUAGCGAGAGUACUCUGCAAAGUUGUAAACAGCAAUAGGUUGUUUAUUGUUGAUAGCAAAUGUUGCUAACUCAACUUGUAUUAGAAGUGAAGAUAAUUCUUAGGUCUAGUCUUGUUGUGUUGUGGUUUAAAAAAAAAUUCAAAAAUAUAUUGAUUUAAUGCAGUCAUGAAAUUUGACAGAAUAAAACCUGUGUAAUUAUAACACUGAUUUAUCAUGUACCAUUCUGUUUUGUUUUGAAAUUCCAAUGUAUUAUAAACUGAAGCACUCAUACUAAAUGUUUGGGUAAACAACAUUUAUUUAAUAUGUUGAUUUAAGUGAAAAAUUUUAUAAUUGUCUUUAAAAUAAAUGGUAAUUGAGUUUUUAAGAGCAGCCUCAUUGUACACUUUUCAAAUUUUUUCUGUAAAUGAUCUGAUGUAAAAUAGUGGAUAUGCAUACCUACUUUGUUAUUAUGUUUACAUUUACUUCAUUAAUAUACAUAAUUUAAAUUCAGUUUUUUUUUUAAAAUCAGAAAGUGUCCUAAUGGGUUAUUUAUUCGUUCAUAAACUGAAUUAUUUAAUUGUUAUGUAUAUAUUCCAGCUGUAUUUUCAUUGGCAUACUUAUACCAUCUUCUAGUGUUUAUAGACUCUGAAGUCUGUUUAUUGUGAAGCAACUCAUGUAAAGUGUCAGAGCCCUGGGUUAAAAAAAAAAACAAUAUCUUGUAACAUUUUACUUAAGACUUAACAGCCAGAUCUAUGCAAACUAAUUUUGAGUGUCUUUUAAACACCAGCAUUGAAAAUGCAAAAUAAUUUUUUCCUGUGACCAUAAAAUUGUUUGUAAAUUGUUGGAAUGAUUUACCUAACUAGUUCUUAGUUUGAUAUCUCGUUUCCACAAAUUGUAUUAUUCUUUGAAUCUAAUGUACCUGUUGGAAGGUAACACACAUUUAAAUGUGUGUGUACAAUGGGGCUGCAUAGCUUACACAGCAGGAUUCUAAUGGGAUCUUGAUGUCUGCACAUGUAAUUUUGUACAGUUUGUACAUCCAUUAAUGCUGUUGUGAGCAGACACUGCUGAGUUAGUACUCUCUCCAUUCGAGUGCAAAACAAGUUUUUUACAUUAAAAAAAAAAAUCAUGAUCAAUUGCCCAGCUGCAUUUAGCUUGUUUAUUGUAAUGUUUAAUCAAGCUGGACUUAUAAUUGUUUUGUCCAUGUUUAUCUAUUUUUUUAGCUUUGUUGUAGCUUUAUAUAUUUUCCUAUGGUGAUAGAUAGGUUCCCCCCCCCCCCCCCCCAAAUUAUACAUUUCUUUGUAGUAUUUUUCCAUGUAUGUAUUAUUUUCACACCAUUUAUAGAAACCCUGCAUCGACUGCAUGUGACAUUGUAGGCCUUUUUUUUUGUACUAAAAUUAAGAAAGUUUCCGUGGUCCAUUAUCUUCACAACAUCAGAGGGGCAUGGAAGUAGUAGUAUUCCAGGUGCUGUUAUAAACGAAAAAAGUAAUUUCAUUAUUCACAAAUUUUGGCAUCCAACGAGGCCUAACUGCCUUCAUUCCCCUUGAAUGAAAUAGAUAUGUAAAGAUGAAAUAAAGGUAUGUUGGGGCGGUAUAUUGGAGGUAAUCCUGAAGUUGCGACCAUCCAUUUCACGAUCACUAAAAAUGCUGUGUUCCUUAAACUCGACAAAUAUUGGCAUUCCAAAAUCCAACAUGUCUCAGUUUUUAUACAUUUGUAAUCAUCUUUCUUUUGAGCUUACACGAACCCACAGUCAAAGUAGUGGCGAUAGAGGUACUGAGUUUUUGGGAGGGCCUUUUAAAUGUGGGUUGGUCAUUCAGGAACAAGAAGUAGGCAUGGAAACUCAGACUUUUGUAUUUGAGUUCAGGUGUUUCCACUUUGUGUUGGAAUUUUUCUGUGUUCUUUGUGACAAAAUUUUGCUGUUGGCGUAAAUAUUCACCGAGAUGUCACUAAUAUUUUUUAUUUGAUGUUUGUUGGCUGGCCUUAGGUUUUUAGCUGCAGGUAGCCUCCCGUAGGCUGUGGGUAUUAAUCUCGUCUCUGGAAAUGAGUGUACUCAGAUUAUUUGUUAAGCUGUUCCUCUUUGAAUCCUGUGGAAUUGAGUGGUGUGGGGAGCAAAUAUCCUCUAAAAAUAUUAAAUGGACACAUUAUGUAGGUAUAAAUAGUUGGAGAUUGUUCACGUAAAUCAUGUGGAAAUUCUCUAAAAAUGCUUUAAUUUUGCUUAUUGUGUAUAAAAAAUUAACCUAUGAUUAAAACAAGUUAGAAAAUCUUAUUGAAUGAUCUUGAAAAAAGUCCUGAAAUUGGGUUACAAAGUAUUUGUAGACUCCCUGUUGUAGUUUGUGCGUUCUUCUAGUAACCAUUCCUCUUGAACGAUUAAGUGGUUCCAAAACACCCCACUUUAGUAUUUCUUAAAAGGUUUCACAACAGAAGUUUCUGGCGUCUGUUUCGCCCAGUCUGUCUGAAAAUUCCUUAUGCACUGCACAUUUACAGCACCUUGGGUCCGGCAGGAGUUUUUAAGAGAGAGUAAAUCAAAAGUAUAUUUUGGAUUAUUCUCGUAAAUAAACAAUACAAAAGUCAUUAUUAUUUAAAUAUUGUUGCAAAAUUAUAGUUCUUUUAAAAAAUUCUCAAAACCAAAAUAUUGAAAUAAAAAGUGUCAACUUUUUGGCUUUUAAUUUCCUCACAAAAUUUAGGCACUUCAUUUAGAUAUCCUCUGUAUUAACUGCGGAUCAAUGCUCCUUGUAUAGGUUUGGUAAUGGAAUUCUGCAUAUAAGGCAAGAAAAAAUACUUGUCAGAUAUAGUCACUAUGCAGUCAUUUUGCACCUUCAUGUUGCUUCGUGUUGUAAGAAAUUGGUUUACACGUUAUAACAGCAUCUGGAACGUGGGUUUCUAUUGAACAAGCAGUGUGGGAAUAGCUGGAACAAUGCAAUCCAGGAGUACGUACAAGACUUGUGGAUUUUGAAUCUCUCAAAAAACAGUGCUGUUACUCGUUUUAUAGUGCACAGUUUCAAAAGUUACAAUAGAUUUUUUUAUUGUACUAAUACAUCACUGAGCCUAAUAAAUAUUGUUUCACAUAAUGCACCAAAAAUUAUUUUGUAUAGUAGUAUAUAGUUACUUUUAGCUUGCAGGUAUAUUGCAACAAAAAGGUGUGUUGAAAUUGAUGCCAGUAUUUUUAGUCUUUAUGAACUGUAUUAUUUGUCUAUAUUUUAUUACGAGAUUAAAUCUCAUUGCAUGAAUUAGGUUUUUUUUUGUAUUUAAUUGUAUGCAUGUUUGUUAUUUUAUUACAAAAUGCCAUAUUAGAGUUACUGUAGACUGAAUAUUUAGCAGUUAAAACUAACAAUGAAGUUGCUGGAACACGUACAUUGCCACGAAAAUUAUGUCUUUGAAGUAUUUAUUUGAAUAUUUAUUUGUAUUUUAUUGACUAUUGAAAAUAUUGUAAUUUGUUUGAUUGAUAAUUUUUAAAAAACAAUUGGGUCACAAUUUCAUAAUUGUUAUAUUUUCACACUUGGUUUUGACAACUGUAAUUACGUACUGUAUUUAAUACCUGUAAUAUAGCGUUAAUGUGAUAAGUAAAUUGUAUAUUUUGCAGAUAUACUGUCUUCAAAAACAGUAAAAUUGUUACUGUACUCCCUAAAAAUAGGUGGGCUUUGCACUUCAUUCUUUGAAUCUCAUUGUGCAUUAGAACGACAAAGUAUUUUUGUGCAAUUUACACCAUUGACUGAAUUGUCUCAAGUCUUAUUAAUAUACACCAGUGAUACACACAAAUGCACAGUUUUAAGUAUGUUUAUUACUACUUAUGUAAAUCUUUUUCAGUGUGUUAACUACUGUCAUUAAGAAUAUCAUUGAAUGGACCUUAAAAGAUAUUAGUAUUACUAAGUUCAACUUACAUGAAACUAUCCACAAUAUUUUCCACUCAUGUUCUGUAUUUGGACCAAAACCAGCAACGUCUCCAUUCUUAAUUUCUUUCACUUCAUCUCUUUCCCGUUUUCUCUGUCUUUUUUAUCAUCAGUUAAAAAUUUUUGACACAGACAUAUCAAUCAGUCUGUCUAAUAGUGUGUCUUUUUGUCACAUAAUGUUCUUAAUUAGUUCUACACACACUAAUAUUUUAUAUUCUUUUAUCUUAUUUUCUUUUUGAUAUGAAUGUGUUUUAGUCAGCCAUGAAGAGAUUAAACUUGCGAAACAGUUUGGGCAUUAAACUUGGUCUUAUGAAUUGCAGUAAAUGUAAUAAUAAUAAUAAUAUAAACAUUUUAAAGAUGCUUUAUCAUUUUUAUACAAAAAGAUCAAAUCUUUAUAGCAUAUCAAAGUAUGAUAAAAUUUGUUUGAAUUGUUUACAUCAUCCUGUUUGUUUUAUAAAUGUUUUUAUUUAAGUUAUUUUAUUCAGUGCCCAGUAAAUUAUCUUUCUAAGCAAUUAUUUUAUCAAUAUUUGUGUACGUAAUAAUUUGUGUUACAUGUUCUAAGCUGUACAUAUUUUAGAAGUUUUUGUUAAUGAUUUUAAUUUUUGUGUUUUAUUUUAUACUCGUAGGCUGAUAAUUUUAUUGUCAUGUGCUUCUUUGUUUUUCAAAUGGAUUCAAGUUCAGUUAGAAAUCUCUCUUAAAAUAGGAAAUUUCUAAUGUGGCUUUCAUAAGUUCACCUAUCAUGUGUUACAGUUGGCAGAAAUUGAAUAUAUACAUACAGUAUUUGUAUGUAUAAAUAUAUUUUUUAAAUUAAUUUUCUGAGACAGUCCCUAGCAGACAAUUUUAUAUAGUAGAUCUAUGUAAAAACAUUGACCUGGAAACCCCUAGUUUGACAUUAAUGUGGUUGAUAGAUCAAUCCGUUAUUUCAAUAAAUUUAAAAUAGAUAAUAACUGAAUUUUUUUUGCCUUUGCUGUAAAUAUGAAUGCAAUUAGUAUCAUGUUCUGAAUUUUAAACCCAGUGGGUUUCAUUUUUUAAUUAUCUUUGAAAGAUUUGUGCAAUGGGAGUGCAUGACUUGAUGUAAGCUUUUGGACAUAUGCCAUUGCUAAGCACAUGUAUGUCUGUAGAAGAACACUACAAAAAAAAAACACAAAAGACAAAAAACACAAAUUAAGCAAAAUAUUUGCUGUUGUCAACAGGAUAUAAACACCACAUAAUAUUCCAUAAUAGGAAUAUGGUCGACAAACAAAGAAAAACAAAAAAAAAUUGAAUAACAGAACGAAAAAAAAACCCACAAAUGAUGACAGCACAAAAAUAUUGAACCCAAAAAAAUUCAGCACAACGCUUGAAACGAGACAAAAACACAGCAAAACGAAUUGACGAAACAAACACAAUAGUUUUCCAAAAAACAGAAGAGAACGAAAAAAAAACCCACAAAUGAUGACAGCACAAAAAUAUUGAACCCAAAAUAAUUCAGCACAACAGUUGAAACGAGACAAAAACAUGACAAAAUGAAAAGACGAAACAAACACAAUAGUUUUCUAAAACAGAAACAAGCGACGUUUCGGCCGCGUCUCUGCCUGAGGACGGGAGCAGAUAGCAGUUCCCGAAACGUCGCUUGUUUCUGUUUUAGAAAACUAUUGUUUGUUUCGUCUUUUCGUUUUGACGUGUUUUUGUAUAGUUUCAAUUGUUGUGCUGAAUUUUUUUGGGUUCAAUAUUUUUGUGCUGUCAUCAUGUGUGGGUUUUUUUCGUUCUGUUAGUCCAUUUUUCUUUGUUUUUCUUUGUUUGUUGAUCAUAUUCCUGUUUUGGAAUAUUAUAUGGUAUUUACAUAUAUCCUGUUGACAACAGCAAAUAUUUUGCUUAAUUUGUGUUUUUUGUCUUCUUUUUUUAUUUAUUUUUCUUCUACAGACAUACAUGUGCUUAGCAAUGGCAUAUGUCCAAAAGCUUACAUCAAGUUCAUUUUUUUAAUUUAUAAAUAAAUUUUUGCCUAGGAUAUGCAGCAUAUUUGUUUAGAAUUUGAGUGGGUGCAAAUCAGGAGAGGAUUUCCUUGAGCAUGUGUGUCAAGAAAUGUGAUUUUUAAAUGCAGCAUUAAUUAAGAACUUCCAAAACUGCUGUUGUAUGGGGAUUUUCGAUAGUCAUCCCUAUCAAAAGCCAUGCUGUUCAUCCGUUUAUCGAUGAUCUAUUCUUGCUCUUCUUGUAAAUAUACACACCCUGGCACGUUAGCUUUAUACCUGGGUAUUUGUCAUGUUUAUCACAAUUUGGACACAAUCUUCAUUUCUUCCAGUUUUUCUGGAAACUGAUUUUCUAUCUGUAUGCUUGCCAUCCUGAAUAACCAUUGUGUACCUACCUACCCCUCUGCUUUUACCAUCUUUACUGUUCUCAUCAACUUUACAUGAGUCCAUCUUUUAUUUGUUUUUAAGUUCAUAAGUUCAUACAUCUUCCAACUUCCUUAUGAUACUAGAUACUAACUACGGUAUUUUCAACCCGUCAUCGUUUUUGCUCUUAAAUUCUUUGAGUGAUAUAUUUCCAAAUGCUUUAUUCUUUGCUUCUACAAUUAUUGUACUCCAUAUUCCUUGUUUUUGUGUAUCCUGUAAUUAACAUGUACCUCUUGUUAUACCAAGUAGAUAUUAGUUAACAAACGCCUUAGUCAGAAUGUGAGCAGCUUGAUUGGUGCCAGAUAACAUAAUGUACCAAACUGAAGUAUGCCUGAUUUAAAAGCACAUACUUUGGUAACAGAUUCAUGGUUUUCAUUUUCAUACAGGAAGUUUUCUUCUCUUUGUAGUUCAUAUAUUCUUCCUACUUAUAUCUUGCUUUGUUUCUGCCCUCAUUAAUGCUUCUUAUAUGUCACCAGAAUUAUAGCUACUCAUUUAAUCUCUCUUUGACAUUCAUAUUUUUUAUUAUCCAAUAAGUAACUAUUAGAUGAUCAAUGAAUGUUAUUUCCCAUUGCAGCUGCAGUUUUCAAAUUUUUUUCUAGAUCCUUUUCUUUAAAUUUUGGUUUUAAAAUGAGACAAAUUUUAUUUUUGUAUUUUUACACAUGCAAGACUCUUGGAGUAUACACCUUAAGUAAGUUAUUUUUACUUUAAAUUAUCAUUCUCUAGAAAAUUGUGGGUGGGGGAAUAAUUUUUAUAUUUAACUUGUGGGAAAAAGUUUUGUAUUUUGUGCAUUUAGAAUUGAAAUUGUAAAUUUCACCUCUUGCCAAAUCAAGUAAAAGACAAUCCAUUCUUAAUGAUCAGCUUUUAAAAUAAAAUUAAAAUAUUUAAUUCACUAUUCAAUUACUUUUUUAAUAACCUUUGUAUGUAUUUCAGGCAAGGGUUUUUGUUAAGUAUUCUGUAUGUAAAUGGUCAGCCAAUCUGGUAUCUAAGCCAGUAUCUUGUUGGGGAGAAAUCAUUCCAAAAUUAUCCAUUAAAACCAUGAAUUCAUAAUGUAACUACAAGAAGUAAAUAUUAAAUGUGAGUGUACAAUCAUUUCUUAGAAAGUUCAUGCAAAUUAUCAUUUUGAGCUUGUGUGUAAACUUUAUAUUACACUCAACAAAUUUGCACAAAAUUUUCUCAUCCUUUUUUUGUGGCACUGAGAAAAUCACAUUUGGGAAUUAAUUUGUAACCUAUGUGGCCAGUAUUUUACUAUGGUUUCAAUGUACUACAUUUAUGUUGUAUAGCAACUAUCAAUUUUUGCUUUUUAAAUGUCAGCUGUGUGUGUACGUCCUACAUAAAAAUUAGUAUUGUUUAAACUAUUAGCGUAUUUGCUGUUUAUCUUGUACUGUAACUUGCUGUAUUUAUUUUAGCAUUGUCUAAACAGAGCACAAAAUUAAAGGUAUUUUAAUUUUAAAAAAAAAUUAUGCAAUUACAGCAAUGACAUUUUGUGUAAUUUUUACCCUUUUUUUUAUUAUCAGCUUUGACUACAUUCUGAAAUUAUUUGGCUCUGGCAGUAUUGAAUUUUUUGUUUAUCUCUGUGUGAAAAAUAUUGUAUAUUUUGUAGCGCGAAAUGAUGCAUAGCGCAUUGCAUUUAUGUAUUGCUUGGGAUGAAAAUUGUGUGAAGAGUAAUAAAUAACACAAGAACAUCACAAAGCAGUAAAGUAUAUAUUUAUAUAAGUAGGUUAUAAAUUUGUUGUGUUUUUUCAAUGUUACAGUGCCAUUUGAAAUGUUAAGUUUCAAUUGUCUGUCAUAAAGAUGGUUCAUUUUAUUGAAAUUAUUUAAAGUACGUUGUAAAUGUUUAGUAAUGACUUGUUGCCGCCUGGAAGAACUGCAGUGUGUAAAUAUUGUCUACAUGUGAAAAUAUCAAUAAAUAUUUUAUUAGCCAGACUGCUAGCUGUGAUGGAUAGAAAUUUGAUUUGGAUGUGUGUCGCUGUCGUUCACAGUGUGUUUGGGAAGCGGUUUUUUUUUUUUUUUUUCAUAAAAGGAGUUAGGCAUAAACCUUACUGUCCAAACUGGUUUUGUGGGGCUGCAGAAGUGAACUUGAAACAAACAAGUUUGACCAACAUAACUUGAAGAACAUCAAACUGUUUUGAUUGUGUAAAAAAAAUUAAUUAAACUUAUAGUUUGAUAAAUUAGUUAGAAAGUGUAACUAACAACAUACAUCAUAUACAGUAUAGCAUAUAUAGUAAGCAUUGCAUGCGGAGAACAGAAAUGUAACUUAAUAAGUUGACUGAACCGCAAGUGUUCCUUAACGUCACCACACAAGUGUAUCCAUAUAGAUAUUUUUAGAGAAUAAAAUUAAAAAAGCGUUGCUUUUUUUCCUUAACAGUAUUUCAAUAAUAUUUAAAGUUCCUGUAUAUUCUGUAGCCUAAUAUAAGUAAAUACCCAAUAAACUGUCUUAAUAGUGAA
Molecule: messenger RNA, 14096 nt
Organism: Bacillus rossius redtenbacheri
Lineage: Eukaryota; Metazoa; Arthropoda; Insecta; Phasmatodea; Bacillidae
Product: zinc finger protein Xfin-like
Exons: 2
Coding region: 347-1312 (321 amino acids)
Biological process (GO): regulation of transcription by RNA polymerase II
Cellular component (GO): nucleus
Molecular function (GO): DNA-binding transcription factor activity, RNA polymerase II-specific
Source: RefSeq, a predicted model, not a curated record